Molecule: messenger RNA, 4314 nt
Organism: Callithrix jacchus (white-tufted-ear marmoset)
Lineage: Eukaryota; Metazoa; Chordata; Mammalia; Primates; Cebidae
Source: RefSeq, a predicted model, not a curated record
CCAACUCCACCACCAAAAAUGACUUUUUAGCAAAUUAUUUUUGUGUACAUAAAAGCUGCACCACUCUUAAAUUAUUUUUUGAUUACAGAAAUCAAAUUCCAAAGUUCCAUGCUGUAUAACUCAUAACAUAUAAAUCAAACCAACAAAUUCUUAAAUUAAUUAUAUAAAGUUAAUGUGAGAACUGAAAAACAAUAGAGAAAAAUACAGACCCAACUGAUAUCAUUCAGUUAUACGUUUUGAUCACUUACUAUGUGCCAGGUACUAUUACAAGCACCAGGAAUAUUAUCAUAUACAACACAAACCAAAAAAAAAAAUCCCUGCCGUCAUGAGGCUUCUAUUUCCACAAGAAGACUUGGGGAACAGGCAACAAAUUUUAGAUAUACAAAUCCUAAAGAAUGUACAGGGAACAAAUUAUAAGAGUAAAUUAAAUUACUAGAUUAGCCUCAUGUUAAUUUAAAGACAACUCAACACUUGGAAAGUUAUUAUUAUUAUACAUAAAAUACUCUAGUAAGAAAGGAUAAAGCCACAUGAGGACCCCAGUACCAAAACAUUGUUAAAAUUGAAUGCAUAACUCUUGUAAGAUAAAACAAAAUCUUAAACAGGAAAUAAGAUUAUUUUUCUUUAUAUGACAGAUAACAUCUACUCCAAAACAGUAGAUGCUUCUAUACUUAAUAAAGACACUGAGGUUAAAAUGAGAUAAAAUGCCAAUUAAUUUCAGUCCUAUGAAGUAAAACAUAAAAUGGAAACAAAAAGAAUAAACAUUGCAAAAUUAUACAUUAAUUAUUCAUUGCACACCAAUAUUUACUCUAGAUAAUCUCCACGAAGGCAGGAAUUUAUUUUAUCUUGCCCAAGAUUUUAUCUCCAGAGUCAAAUAUGAUAUAUAACCCUGAGAAGUAUUCAAUAAACACAGUUGUAAAUUUAAUUAAUUAAAGAGAUAAGAGCCGUACAGUUACUUCCAGAGCUUCAGGGCCGGGGCUCACACCUGAGCACUACAGCAGAGGGGAUGCACCUGGCCCUACCGGCUGAGAAGAAAGCCAAGGUCAUUGCAGUAAUGGAUGCCGUGAAAGAAAACCAGGGCUCCCGGGAGUCUCAGAAGGUGGAGGAGUCCAACCCUCCUGCUGUGCAGCAGCCCACUGACCCUGCAUCCCCCACUGUGGCCACCACACUGGAGCCCUUGGGGGCCAAUGCUGGGGACAAGAAUGCCACCAAAGCAGGCGAUGAUGAGCCGGAGUGUGAGGACGGCCUGGGCUUUGGCAUUGGGAAGCUGGUGUGGGGAAAACUGCAGGGCUUCUCCUGGUGCUGCCGCAUUGUGUCUUGGUGGAUGACGGGACGGAGCCCAGCAGCUGAAGACACCCGCUGGGUCAUGUGGUUCGGAGACGACAAGUUUUCAGUGGUGUGUGUUGAGAAGCUGAUGCCGCUGAGCUCAUUUUGCAGUGCGUUCCACCAGGCCACGUACAACAAGCAGCCCAUGUACAGCAAAGCCAUCUUUGAGGUCCUGCAGGUGGCCACCAGCCAUGAGGAGAAGCUGUUCCCAGUGUGCCACGACAGCAACAAGAGUGACACUACCAAGGCCAUGGAGGUGCAGAACAAGCAGAUGACUGAAUGGGCUCUGGGGAGCUUCCAGCCCUCUGGUCCCAAGGGCCUGGAGCCACCAGAAGAGGAAAAGAAGCCCUACAGAGAAGUGUAUAUGCACAUGUGGGUGGAACCUGAGGCAGCUGCCUACGCACCACCUCCACCAACCAAAAAGCCCUGGGAGAGCACAACGGAGAAGCCCAAGGUCAGAGAGAUCAUCGAUGAGCACACAAGAGAGCGGCUGGUGUACGAGGUGUGGCAGAAGUUCUGGAACAUCGAGGACAUCUGCAUCUCCUGUGGGAGCCUCAACAUCACCCUGAAACACCCCCUCUUCAUUGGAGGAAUGUGUCAAAACUGCAAGAACUGCUUUCUGGAGUGUGCAUACCGGUACAACGAUGAUGGCUAUCAGUCCUACUGCACCAUCUGCUCUGGGGGCCGAGAGGUGCUCAUGUGCGGGAACAACUGCUGCAGGUGCUUUUGUGGGGAAUGUGUGGACCUCUUGGUGGCUGGGGCUGCCCAGGCAGCCAUUAAGGAAGACCCCUGGAACUGCUACAUGUGUGGGCACAAGGGCACCUACGGGCUGCUGCAGCAGUGAGACGACUGGCCCUCCCAGCUCCAGAUGUUCUUUGCCAAUAACCACGACCAGGUAUUUAACCCUCCAAAGGUUUACCCACCUUUCCCAGCUGAGAAGAGGAAGCCCAUCUCAGUGCUGUCUCUCUUUGAUGGAAUUGCUACAGGGCUUCUGGUGCUGAAGGACUUGGGCAUUCAGGUGGACCGCUACAUUGCCUCUGAGGUGUGUGAGGGCUCCAUCACAAUGGGCAUGGUGCGGCACCAGGGGAAGAUCAUGUACGUCGGGGAUGUCCGCAGCGUCACACAGAAGCAUAUCCAGGAGUGGGGCCCAUUCGAUCUUGUGAUUGGGGGCAGUCCCUGCAAUGACCUCUCCAUUGUCAACCCUGUUCGCCAGGGCCUCUAUGAGGACACUGGCCUGCUCUUCUUUGAGUUCUACCACCUAUUGCGUGGCAUGCGGCCCAAGGAGGGAGAUGAUCGCCCCUUCUUCUGGCUCUUUGAGAAUGUGGUGGCCAUGGGCGUUAGUGACAAGAGGGACAUAUUGCGAUUUCUUGAGUCCAUCCCUGUGAUGAUUGAUUCCAAAGAAGUGUCAGCUGCACACAGGGCCCGCUACUUCUGGGGUAACCUUCCCGGUAUGAACAGGCUGUUGACAUCCACUGUGAAUGAUAAGCUGGAGCUGCAGGAGUGUCUGGAGCAUGGAAGGAUAGCCAAGUUCAGCAAACUGAGGACCAUUACUACAAGGUCAAACUCCAUAAAGCAAGGCAAAUACCAGCAAUUCACCGUCUUCAUGAAUGAGGAAGAGGACAUCCUAUGGUGCACUGAAAUGGAAAGGGUAUUUAAUUUGCCUGUCCACUAUACUGAAGUCUCCAACAUGAGCCACUUGGUGAGGCAGAGACUGCUGGGCCGGUCGUGGAGUGUGCCAGUCAACGGCCACCUCUUCACUCCGUUGAAGGAGUAUUUUGCGUGUGUGCGAGGGACAUGGGGGCAAACUGAGGUAGCAAUACAAAGUUAAACAAACAAAAAAACACAAAACAUAAUAAAACACAAAGAACGUGAGGAUGGAGAGAAGUAACAGCACCCAGAAGAGAAAAAGGAAUUUAAAACAAAGACCACAGAGGUGGAAAUACCGGAGGGCUUUGCCUUGCGAAAAGGGAUGGACAUCAUCUCCUGAUUUUUCAAUGUUAUUCUUCAGUCCUAUUUAAAAACAAAACCAAGCUCCCUUCCCUUCCUCCCCUUCCCCCUCCCUUUUUUCUUUUUUUCCCGGUCAGACCUUUUGUUUUCCACUGUUUUCAGAGGGGUUUUCUGUUUGUUUGGGUUUUGUUUCUUGCUGUGACUGAAACAAGGUUAUUUCAGCAAAAACCAGUAACAGAAAACAGUAACAAUACCUUGCAGAAGAAAGGUGGGAGAGAGGAAAAAAGGAAAUCUAUAGAAAUCUGUAUACUGGGUUUUUGUUUGUUUGUUUUUUUACUGUAUAUCUUUUUUUGUCUCUAGCCUGAUCAAAUAGGAGCACAAGCAGGGGAUGGACAGAGACAUUCAGGUGGCCCCAUUCCCUCCCUGCCACUGAGCUGUCAUGCCCACACCAUUCCUGGUCACGGAAAACAGAACCCAGUUAGCAGUAGGGAGACAAGAACACCACACAAGACACUUUUCUACAGUAUUUCAGGUGCCUACCACACAGGAAACCUUGAAGAAAAUCAGUUUCUAGAAGCCACUGUUACCUCUUGUUUACAGUAUAUAUAUGAUAGAUAUGAGAUAUAUAAUAUAAAAGGUACUGUUAACUACUGUACAACCUGACUUCACAAUGGUGCUUUCAAACAGUGAGAUGAGUAAAAACAUCAGCUUCCACGUGAAAAAAAAAAGAAAAGUAUAACUCCCACAAGAGAAAGUAAGUGUUGUGACUACCUUAAUCAUAUCCAAUUUUAAAGAAUAAUUUUUUCAAGAUGAUCUUAGCAAUUGUACUUAUUUAUUUUUUGUCAACUUAAAUUUUCCCACUAAAAUAAUAAAAUAAAAUGAAAGGAAAAUUUUUAUUUAAAAUUAUGUUCUAGGAUGGCGCAGUGGCUCAUGCUUGUAAUCCCAGCACUUUGAGAGGCCAAGGUGAUAAACCCUGUCUCUACUAAAAAUAUAAAAAUUAGUGAGGCAUGGUGGUGCAGGCUUGUAAUCCCAGCUACUCAAGAG